Molecule: messenger RNA, 2238 nt
Organism: Eublepharis macularius
Lineage: Eukaryota; Metazoa; Chordata; Lepidosauria; Squamata; Eublepharidae
Gene: TMEM150A
Product: transmembrane protein 150A
Exons: 8
Coding region: 369-1184 (271 amino acids)
Biological process (GO): protein localization to plasma membrane
Source: RefSeq, a predicted model, not a curated record
CAUCAGCGGCGUCGCGUCCCGGGUGCAUUCCUUGGCCGCGCAAAACUACAUUUCCCAAGAACCUCCGCUGCCUUCGCUCGCAGCCCCCUCCCCGGCUGUGGUCACUGGGGUGGGCGGCUGGGGAAGGGGGGUCGGAGGGCCGGCCUGGCCUGGCCCUGCCCGCCUCUGACGGUCUGCCUGGGCAAGAAGGCGGCGCGCCUCGUCAAGCUGCGGCGGGACCGGGUGCUUUCUGAUGGUUCCACUUGGAGGCUUUUGCUGGUAGCUGGUGCCCACCCACCCCUUCCCCUUUCCUUUCCUCUCCCUUUCCCUCCCCCCUCAUCUGAAUUUCCCCCCUCCCCCACACACCUGUUGUGUACCUGCACACACUAAUGACAGCGUGGAUCGUCCUCCCCAUUAGCCUCUCUGCCUUCUCAAUCACAGGAAUAUGGAUUGUGUAUGCCAUGGCAGUGAUGAAUCACCACGUGUGCCCUGUUGAGAACUGGUCCUACAAUGAGUCCUGCUCUUCUGAACCUGCCAAGCAUGGCUACCCCAAAAGCUGCUGCACCUUGGAUGAUAUCCCUUUAAUCAGCAAAUGUGGCACUUACCCUCCUGAAAGUUGCCUCUUCAGCCUUAUCGGAAAUGUUGGGGCUUUCAUGGUGGUGGUGAUCUGUUUCCUGCGCUAUGGGCAGCUGAUAGAGCAGAGCCACAGCUCCUGGGUGAACACCACAGCGCUGAUCAUAGGCUGUACCAACGCCGCAGGCUUAGUCAUAGUUGGCAAUUUCCAGGUGGAGUAUGCCAAAUAUCUUCACUACAUCGGAGCCUGUGUAGCUUUCCCUGCUGGCCUGCUCUUUGUCUGCCUCCAGUGCGUCCUCUCCUACCACGUUGCAGUCUCUGUCCUGGACUUCUGGAUGGCGCAUCUCCGCGUCUUCCUUACUACUGUGGCCUUAAUUUCCCUUGUCCUCUCUGGCAUCUUCUUCGUCCAGGAGAGCUUCCUCCUGCAGCAUAUGACUGCCAUCUGUGAAUGGAUCUUUGUCAUCGAUAUCCUGGUCUUCUAUGGCACUUUCACCUACGAGUUUGGUGCAGUCUCUAAUGACACCUUGGUGGCUGCCCUGCAGCAUUCAAACAACAGGGGGUGCAAGUCUCCAGGGAGCAGCAGCACCUCCACACACCUUAACUGUAACCCUGAUAGCAUUGCCAUGAUAUGAGGGAGGAGUGAGGGGGAGGCCUGCUGCGAAAUCCCAUUCUGCAGCUGCAGUGAGCUACCUCCCCCCCCCCUCAAUGGGAGAAGAGGAGCAUCUUCCUCCUCCUAGUGUUUUUGGUACCAAAGGGGUUUCUUUUAAUUAGAGAGUUAUUGCUGCCAACAGUUCCCCCACCCCUCCCUCCGAGUGCCAUGGUCCAGCUGGGAGCCAGAGCCUGUUUGGGGCUAGGUGCUGGAAGGGAGAUAUUCUGCAAAGCAGCAGAGCUCUCAAAGAGGCCCCAGCUAGAGCUUGGAUGAUGGCAACCUUCCCUGCCCAUCUUUGCUGGACAGCAGGCUUGCCAUGGUACCUUAGGGAACCACCUUAGGCAAGUCUGCUAAGACGACCCAUUUUACUCAUUGGGGCUUACUCCCAGGGAAGUGUUCUUAAGAUUGCAGCCUUCGCCUCUUACUGCCCCUUGGGGCUAGCAAUCCAGUGCCAAAGGGAACAGCUGCUGUUUCCAGCUUCAUUAUACACAGUGCCUGAUUCCAGUUUCCCAGAGAGCAGGGGGCGGUGUUUGGCUACCUUGGCUUGGGGAUUACUAUUUGGGUGCCUGUAAUGAUGGCUGCUCAUGAGAAUAUGAUUGCAUUUCACUGCCACUCCCCACCUACCUACCUUUCAGUCUCAGUACAUGGACAUAACUGAGCUACUACAGGAAUGUGGGAGGUGCAGAUAGUUCUAAUGACGAAGGCUGCUUAUUCCGUAUCGGUGGGUUCCUCCUCCCUUAGCAUAGGAAUUAUGUAUAUUACCAACACACAAACCACGAUGCCUCGCACUGCACCUGAAAUAACGACAAGCAAAGAAGUAGGGCCUUGCCAGCAGAGGAAGGACGGCUCUCCCUCUUGCAUAUACUGUGUUUCCUGGUCUCUCCCAUAGUGGCCACCAACUGGGAUGGGCUACAAGAAUACUUCUGGUGCUCAGCCGCACAUGUCUGAGCUGGUUUGUUUGGGUGAAAUGUUUGGAUAUUUUUUAGAACUUUUUUAUAUAUCUCUAUAAAAUGCACAUAAAGAGAAUUUGUAUCAGA